UUCUUUUCUCAACUUGAAAUCAUGAUAUAUUUCUUUUCUUUUUAAGUUGGGUUUUUCCAGACCAAUUAGAAUGAUUUUUUAGCCUUUUUAAAAAUAAUUCUCUUGUUGAUUAGUCGAUCUAUCUCUCUAAAGUUUUCCUUUUUCCAUGAAGAUAAUGUUCAGUCCCCACUAAGAUUUUAAUUUUCUGCUGCUUUCAAGAUCUUUCAUAUGUUGUUCUUGAAAGUAGUACUCCACUUUUAUUUGAUGUCCUUUUUUUUUUUCCCCCUCUUUUUCCAACUAUCUAAUAAAGGACUUAGAAAAGGAAUAGAGCUAGUUAAUGAUCCUAUGGAAAGUUCAAGGUCUUUAAUGGAGAAAAGAGCAAGACCACAGAAAGAUCAAGCUUUGAACUGUCCAAGGUGCAAUUCAACCAACACCAAAUUUUGUUACUACAAUAACUACAGUCUUUCUCAGCCAAGAUAUUUCUGCAAGACUUGUAGAAGGUACUGGACUGAAGGUGGAUCUCUAAGAAAUGUUCCUGUUGGCGGAGGAUCAAGAAAGAACAAAAGAUCUUCAUCUUUAUCAACAUCACCAGCUAUAUCAAAGAAACUUGCUGAUUUGACCCCACCAAAUUUCCCUCAGUCUGCUUCUCAAAACCCUAAGAUCCAUCAGGGUCAGGAUCUCAACCUUGCUUAUCCUCCAAGUCAUCAUCAGGAUUGUAAAAACACUAUUAAUAACUCAGAGUCUAAUGCAAAGGGGUUCACUACCUUCAUGCCUAAUAUUCCAGCUAAUUCAGAGUCUAAUGCAAUAUUCCCAACUGGGUUUCCAUUGCAAGAAUUUAAACCAAGCCUCAAUUUUUCACUUGAAGGGUUUGAAAGUAGUGGUUAUGGAAAUUUUGAAGCAACUGGUGCAAGACUUUUGUUUCCUGUGGAGGGCAUAAAGCAGCAGGUUGAGCUGAAUAGACGGCAAGGGGAUCAUCAGUCCGCUGGGUACUGGACUGAAAUGUUGGGUGGAGGCUCAUGGUGAAAUGAACAGUAAAGAAGUGAAUGAACAUGAAGUAGGUGUUUUAAUUUGAUUUAUAUUUUGUAUUUUUCUUUCUCAUUUCACAUUAUGAGUGACUACGUAAGUGUUGAUGAUCAUAAAGUAUAAACUAACACAUAGGUUUACAUCCA
This is a messenger RNA of Mangifera indica (mango), 1148 nucleotides long. Its product is annotated as dof zinc finger protein DOF4.6-like. Gene Ontology annotation, molecular function: DNA binding; DNA-binding transcription factor activity. Bases 208 to 1002 code for a protein of 264 amino acids. Lineage: Eukaryota; Viridiplantae; Streptophyta; Magnoliopsida; Sapindales; Anacardiaceae. The transcript has 2 exons. The record is from RefSeq and is a predicted model, not a curated record. Gene Ontology annotation, biological process: regulation of DNA-templated transcription.